This is a messenger RNA of Lingula anatina, 3312 nucleotides long. RefSeq names its product ras association domain-containing protein 1-like. The record is from RefSeq and is a predicted model, not a curated record. Lineage: Eukaryota; Metazoa; Brachiopoda; Lingulata; Lingulida; Lingulidae. Gene Ontology annotation, biological process: signal transduction.
CGGAACAUGAUUCAGUCCGCCUCAGGAAAAGCCAGUGUAUCAGCUUACAGCUUGAGCUUAGUUUAGUGUAGAGGUAGGGACUGUAGAUCUGAAUUCUGAGCCAAGUCUACGGACCACGUGCGUGCAUGUUUAAGUACGUGAGGUGUGCAUUCAGAGGUGACUGCGGCGCAAGUAUGAUAACAUGUUGAUACGGACCACUAAACACAGGAGGGCAACAUGUAGCUUACAAGUGCUACAUUUUUUUUCAUCCGGAUAAACAUAUUUUCUGGGGCACUGCACAUUCCGUAGGUGGGUCAGGCACAGUCAGCUGAUUCUUUACUCUGGAACGAGCCAUUUAUUCUGCUCCACCCUUCUCUAAGAGUUCAUAAAACCUCUGUGAUACAUUAGCUGGAAAAUUCUAGUCUGUGUUAAAAUCAGCUGAUGGGAAUAUUGAGAAUAGCUAUAGAGGAACCAGGUGUGGUGUAUGAUUACUACAGGUAAAUUAAACAGUAAAGUGGUCUCCUCUUCAGAGUUAACAUUAUCUCUGAUCAACCUUGGAUGUUGUGAUAGUUGUUAUAUAUGUAUUCCCAAGCACAGGAAGGAUGCCAAGUUCGAAGAAGGUACAGUACAUGUACAGUCAUUCCCAUUGGUUCUGCUCAUAAGUAUGUGACCUUGCUGGAAUCCUUCACAGGUUGAGUAAUAACUAUCUCAGAAUAGAAAAUAGUUGGAAACUCAGGUGUUUGCUUCAUCCUCAGACUGUGAUUUGGCUUAGCAAGCAACAGAGAAGACAGGUAUAUAGCCCACACAGUGAUGGGCGCAUAUACUCUGUGAGAUGUUAUUCCGAGGACUAUAUAAAUGCCAAAAGAUUUGGGGAAGAAAUUUCUGCUUUGCAUUGUGUGGAUUAUAUGUACGCCGAUGACAUACAUGUUGACUGAAGCUAAAAAAAAGUACUAGUACUGUGGACUUAUAUGAUAUCAUCUGUACAUGGACUAUUCAUAGAUAUACACUGUGUCUAUAGGCUGAAUUUGAAAGACUGCUGUUAUCUCUAGUUACUGACUGUUAACACCAUGGCUCAGAAUCCUCAACCUAAAAAGAGGAUCAUCAUGAGGAUAAGGUCCCAGGGGUCCCGGGAGUUACCCCCUCAGCCUCCAGGGUCUCCCAGUGGGGGGAGCCCCAAGAUGGGGGCCAAGAACUUACAGCAGAAGUUUGCCAAAGUGAAUUUUGGGACAAAGAACCCCAAACUGUCAGACUUUGAGAAGUGUUUCAAUGAAUUUACGGAUGAAUUCAAACACUAUCAUGGCUCCACAGAUGAGGAGAGUGAAGAGCAUAAAGGCAAACGUCCGCCAUUGCAGAGAAGUGACCAUGACACAGAUUCCAAAGGUCAAGGUCAUCCUGAAGAUCAGAGCUUUGGUGAAGGUGAACCCUGCGGUAAGAAGUUUCAAGAUAUUUUCUCUCCGUUUGAUGCUGAGUGUGAUCCCUUUGGCAUGCAGCAUGAGUUUGAUAAAAAAUCUAGACCACACCUGAGACGUACUCGCUCCAGGGACAAAAGUAAGUCUGCCUUUAGUGACAGUUUCUUUUCCUCCCCCAAAAUGGAGGACAUUUUUGGAGAAAGUUCCUCUUCUUCACGUAGAAAAAAGAAACCAAGUUUCUUUGAGGAAUUUGAAACUAUGAGCAGUGCCAUUAUGGAGGAGUUUUUCAGUGAUAAACCUCCGGGAGAAAGAUGGAAGACUUGUGCUGAAAAAUUUGGAGAUUUAAAUCUCGAUUCAGAUGAUUCAGACGAUGACAAGUUUUUCUCGCACAGUUCAUUCUUAGGCAAGCGUGAUAAAAAAGAUAAGAAGCAAUCAAAGUCUUGUCCAUCUUGCGGUCAGAAGAAACGGUCAAAGCAGACUCCAGCCACCUGUGAUCAUUGUGAUUCUGCCUGUGAUGAUAAUUGUAACUACACAUGUCACCACCGGUGUCGCCCUCUAGUGUCAAUAGACUGUCCACACGAGAACACGAACAACCACCGGCCGCGCGGGAAUGCGGAAACCUCGCUGUCAGAAAUACUUCAGGUUACUCCAGGGAAGGUAGUCAGGGUUCGCCAGCAAAGUGACGAUGUUGACUCUGGAUAUUCUACGGGCAGUCCCCACUCCUCCAUGUAUAACUCUCUCACACAGGAGGAACUCCGCACCAAGGUGGAGACAUUCAACCUGAGCAACCCUGGCCUGGCCAUGACCAUGCCUGAUGACAGUGACACAUUCCAAGGUUUCAUUCGAGUCAACAUGAACUUGACGCGUCCAAUCAGCAUGUCCCUGGGCACAAGACCGCCAUCUAUCUACGAGGUUCUGACCAAUGAGGCGCAGGGAGACACGUUGGACAGGAAUACAAUUACGUCAUUUUAUCUCCCUAGGGAUACAGUGAAAGCUUUAUUUGUAAACAGUGCCACCACAGUUCGACAAGUCAUAGAUGUUCUUUUAAGGAAGUUCAAAAUCACAGAUAACCCCAGGAAGUUUGCCCUUUAUGAGCAGAGUUACAAUGAUGAGAAUAAGGAAAACCCUGUGAAACUAAGAAAACUUACAGACAACGAGCACCCCCUGAUGGUGUGUCUCGACUGGCCAUCUGCUCGCAUGGAGCACCGCAAGUUUGUGCUUCAAGAGAACGACAUGCAGGAGAUACUUUGGGAAGAAUUCAGCCUACCAGAACUUCAGAAUUUUCUCAAAAUUCUCGACAAGGAGGAACAGGAAUAUAUCCAAGACAUUAAGUACAAAUUUAAAGUACGGAAAAUUCACAUGCAAGAGCUUUUAACAGAAAAGAACCCCAACCAGGAAAAGGGAGAAAAGAAAGGAUCUAAAAACAAAGCUGAAUAGAGGAGAAACUGUCCAUCUUUUAUUAUUGUGGCAUUGUUAUGUACUGUUAUAUAAAUAUUUCAUCGAAAAAAUUGCUCGAAAUCUAUUAUAAAAUGUUGAAAUUUGAUCAUGCUCCCAUAAAACAUGUUUGGACAGCUGACAGCAAUUGUUAUAUGAUACACAGGUCUAGAGCAAAGUUCAGGGACAUGAUUUCUUGUUGACUUCUGUAAAGGAAUGACAAACGCAGCAGGUGGCUCUUAUUAAGUCAAAUUAUACAGCGUUUCUCAUGCAAAUGUACUGUGGAUUUCACUGAAAAAGACAAUUCCCUUCUUUUGUCAGUGAAUCUUGCAGUUGUUGGGAAAUUUUUUAAAUAGAAACAGGAUGAUCAAGGGUGGAAGUUUUCCUCCUUUUGGAGAAUUUCCUUCUUUCCUUUGACAUGAAAAACUGGUUUCAGGAAGCAGUUGGACUUUGUAUGAAAUGUUCAGAAGCGGUGCAUUUGAAAGAGAGA